AUGGCCAGAAAUACUUCUCUUUAUUUUCGGAUUGUAGAGGGAAGGAAUCUCCCAGCCAAAGACGUGUCUGGAACAAGUGACCCUUAUUGCAUUGUUAAAGUUGACAAUGAAGUUGUGGCCAGGACAGCCACUGUGUGGAAGAACCUUAAUCCUUUCUGGGGUGAGGAGUACACUCUGCACCUCCCGAUGGGAUUUCACUCACUGUCUUUUCAUGUCAUGGAUGAAGACACAAUUGGCCAUGACGAUGUGAUUGGAAAGAUUACUUUAACCAAGGAGGUCAUUGGCUCUCAAGCUAAAGGUUUGGACAGCUGGCUGAACUUGACAAGAGUCGACCCAAAUGAAGAAGUCCAAGGGGAGAUCCGCCUCAGUCUGGUCCUGCUCAAACACUCAGAGAAGAUCAGUUUGAGAUGCCAAGUCAUUGAAGCCAGAGAUCUCGCCCCCAGAGACACCUCUGGCACUUCUGAUCCUUUUGCAAGAGUCAUCUUUAACAACCACAGUGCAGAGACUUCGAUUAUUAAAAAGACUCGAUUUCCUCACUGGUUGGAAACUCUUGAGCUGGAGCUGGACCCAGAGGAGCUGUAUGAUGAGGCGCCUAUCACGGUGGAAGUGUGGGACUGGGACAUGGUGGGCAAGAAUGACUUCUUGGGGAAAGUGGAAAUCCCUUCAGCGUGUUUGCACAAGUCACCUCAUCUGGAGGGCUGGUUUCGCCUGCUGCCCUUGGGAAACAACGAGGUGGAUGCUGGUGGUAAACUUGGAGCGCUGCGCCUGAAGGUGUGUUUAGUGGAGGAUCGUAUUUUACCGUCGGUGUAUUACCAGCCUCUCAUUGACCUCUUGGUGGAGUCAGUCAUCUCUCCUACAGACGUGGAAGAGACCAGCGCUCUGACCAUGCUUGAAGAAGUGACCACCGUGGAGAGCCGGCAGGAUGUGGCCAUGACACUGGUGAAGAUUUACCUGGGACAAGGCCUCGUGGUGCCGUUCUUGGAUUACUUUAACACCCGCGAGGUCAACCACACAGCUGAUCCUAACACAUUAUUUCGGUCCAACUCACUUGCCUCAAAAGCAAUGGAACAAUUCAUGAAGGCUGUUGGAAUGCUCUAUCUCCAUGAAGUCCUGAGACCAAUCAUCAACCGGAUCUUUGAAGAGAAAAAGUACAUCGAACUGGAUCCAUGCAAAAUUGACUUGAACCGACUCAGGCGGAUAUCCUUUAAGGGCGGCAUGUCUGAGGCUGAGGUGCGGGACAGCAGUGUGGAGAUGCUGCAGAUUUAUUUAAGCAGCAUCAUCGAAUCGAUCGUGAACUCAGUCGAUCAGUGUCCGCCGGUCAUGAGACUGGCCUUCAAGCAGCUGCACAAGAGGGUGGAGGAGCAAUUUACCGAACCCGAGAAUGAGGAUGUCAAGUAUUUGGCCAUCAGUGGAUUCUUCUUCCUCCGUUUUUUUGCUCCUGCGAUACUGACGCCCAAACUGUUUCAGCUGAGGGACCAACACGCCGACACACGCACAAGCCGUACACUGUUACUACUCGCUAAGGCUUUACAAAGUGUUGGAAACUUGGGUCUUCAGCUUGGCCAUGGAAAAGAGCAGUGGAUGGUACCUUUGCACCCCAUUAUUCUCCACAGUGUGGCCUCAGUCAAAGACUUUCUGGACAAGCUAAUUGAUAUAGACCACGACACAGUGUCGGAGGUCCCACAGAGAGCUGUUUUCAUGCCAUCAGUCACAGUCAAAGAGGGCUACCUGCAGAAGUAUAAAACAGAAGGGCCACAGCUGCUGUCCAGGUUUGCCUUUAAAAAACGCUAUUUCUGGUUGACCAGCGAGACCUUGUCCUACGCAAAGACGUCAGACUGGCAGGUGCGCUCUUCAAUUUCCAUUCAAUGCGUAUGUGCUGUGGAGAGAGUGGAUGAAAAUGCCUUUCAGCAGCAAAACGUGAUGCAGGUCAUCACCCAGGACAACGACGGACAGCUGCACACUAUAUACAUCCAGUGCAAGAAUGUAAAUGAGUUAAACCAGUGGCUCUCUGCUAUCAGAAAAGUUAGUAUCUACAACGAGCGCAUGCUGCCAUCAUUCCACCCGGGAGCUCAUCGCAGCGGGAAAUGGACGUGCUGUCUGCAGACCGACCGCAAUGUCACAGGCUGCAGCAGAACUCACUCUGCGGUUACCCUUGGCGAUUGGAGUGACCCCCUUGACCCAGAUGUUGAAACCCAAACUAUUUACAAGCAACUUCUCCAGGGAAAGGACAAACUCAGGAAGAAGUAUCUGGAGAUUUCUGAAGCUGAUAAGAAGUCCAGCAAUAAAGAAAAGAAGAUUCACUUAGAGGGUGCACAAUGCAACGCAAAGACAAAAGCAGCGGUGAGUGUCCCGGUGCGUCUGUUGGCUGUGAUCACAGAUUUGGAAAAGGCCCACAAUGCCUUCCAGCGCAGAGAGAAGGAAGACCCCAACUGUGUCAUACUGAACCACUGA
Molecule: messenger RNA, 2451 nt
Organism: Knipowitschia caucasica
Lineage: Eukaryota; Metazoa; Chordata; Actinopteri; Gobiiformes; Gobiidae
Source: the annotation of a GenBank genome assembly